Fusarium verticillioides 7600 is the source of this 1858-nucleotide messenger RNA. RefSeq lists its product as hypothetical. NCBI's taxonomy places the organism in Eukaryota, Fungi, Ascomycota, Sordariomycetes, Hypocreales, Nectriaceae. The transcript is spliced from 4 exons. Gene Ontology annotation, molecular function: hydrolase activity. The record is from RefSeq and is a predicted model, not a curated record. The coding region runs from base 332 to 1600 and encodes 422 amino acids.
AGUUGUGAUUGCUUAAAGAUAAUUCUCAUCAAGGGCCAUCACAUGUAAAGAGUGGGUGGCCUCUUGUCAGCCGUUAAGAAGCUGCUCCAGCCCAGAGUUUCAAAUCCAGCCCCUCUCCAUCAUCGAUCUCAUAUCUUCUUCAACGCGUCAGGGACCCUUUACGAUCUACUCGAGCUGUACCAAUUGGAGCCAUAAAAUUACAAUUUGUAGCCAAUGGAACUUACAAUCAUAGUUGCCACAAAGACAUUCAAUUAAGGGGGAGGAAACCUACCCGUAAUUCCCUUUCACACCUCAUGAAACGCCUCUGUCAUCAAGAAAAGCCGUCCUCGCCAUGAUCCUUGGUCCUAUGAGCCUCGUUGACUGUGGAGUAUUUCUCAUAUUUCUUGCGCCUCAACUCAUAUGGCACGCUGGGUUCUUUCUGACACUAUUCACGGGUCUUAGAGCCCUACCGUUUCUCUUGAUUCGACUUCCUUACGAGUUCAUCACUGACCGUUAUUUGACUCACUCAACUCGCCAACUUGCGUUUACUCAGACAGCUACUGUGUUUGAGGAUCUUGUGAUACGUUGUGUGCGGUAUGCCUUCGCCAAUAUCCCCGCCAAGGUUGGGCGAGUCUUCUUCGGCAAACAUGUUGCGUUACCAUUCAUUCACUGGCGCAUGCUUCGCCAUGGCUAUAUCAGAUCUCCAGUUCACUACAGGGAAUACAACAUAGGAAAAGGAGAUAUUGAAACAAAGGGCACUUGGAUUAUGCAUCGACCGGAAUAUCCUCCAGAUUUUGUCCUUUACUAUGCACACGGUGGUGGGUUCUUGAUGGGCUCAAGUUACUUUUACCUUGAAUUCCUCAUGGCCUGGCAUCACCUCCUUGUUGAGGCUGGAUUUAAUAACCCAGCAAUAUUUGCACUCGAGUAUACUUUGGUACCUGAUCAAGUUUACCCAAGACAGGUCCUCGAGGCACUUGAAGGUUACAAGCAUGUCCUCGAAGUCGUGCAAGACGCAUCCAAGAUCUGCGUUUCGGGAGAUUCGGCUGGCGGCUCAUUGAUUCUCAGCUUGUUGCUCGAGUUGGGCGCUCAGGCUGGCAAUCAAGACAAGAAGGGCAUGAAGGUCAACAUCCGGGGCGGCCUCUCGGAUACGACUCCACCUCAUCUGCCUCUCCCGCGUAUGGCUACACUAAUUUCGCCAUGGAUAACACUGAUGUCCAAUUUACAUUACAGCUCCAAAAGUGAUUUCUUGGACAAGAGAACCUUGUGGAAAUAUGCACACGAGUAUGCAGGAGAGAACAUGGUUCAACAGCAACCGGCUUCUCCCGGUGACUGCGUCGAUGAGGGGCUCUGGAGAGCAGCCAGUCCCGAACGAGGAUACUUCAUCGUCUUUGGAGAAGAGGAAGUGUUUGCGCCAGAUAUUGAAGAAUUUCUCAAGCGACAAGCCAAGAUUGGGAUUCAAGCUGAAGGACAGAAAUUCGACGGAGGAAUUCAUGCGUGGCCAGUAGCCUCACUAUUCCUAUCCAGUACAGAGGAUAAAAGGCUGCAAGGACUUCGAACUGCUGUCAAGGAGAUUAGAAGACGAAUGCUUGAAUGGGGUACGCUAAAUGGGGAUAGAGUAUAGAAUCAGAUUAGAUCAAGUAAAUUUUCAUAGACGAGGCCUGUAGUUGGUGAGUCAGGAACCAUAGUACAAAACUCGGUUUCGUCCUCACCAGGCCUGCUCAGGGAUUAAAGCUCAACGUGUAUCAUCACCAGGGUGCAGAGGCAGAAGAGGAUAUGCAGGUGGAAAAUAGUGGAACUUACUUGGUAGAGAUUGAUAUAUCUGCAUGCUGAAGUUCAGAGGUGACGUGUCCAUGAGCCAGCCGGUAGGUCAGUCACUCAC